Messenger RNA from Solanum dulcamara, 1025 nucleotides. RefSeq lists its product as uncharacterized. The coding region runs from base 165 to 1010 and encodes 281 amino acids. The record is from RefSeq and is a predicted model, not a curated record. Gene Ontology annotation, cellular component: mitochondrion. Gene Ontology annotation, molecular function: protein-arginine omega-N symmetric methyltransferase activity. Lineage: Eukaryota; Viridiplantae; Streptophyta; Magnoliopsida; Solanales; Solanaceae. The transcript is spliced from 6 exons. Gene Ontology annotation, biological process: mitochondrial respiratory chain complex I assembly.
AUGCUAAGCGAGCGGUCUACCGUCUGAGCUACAUCAACGUCAAAUAGUUUUAUUUAGUUAUUUUUUGUUUCGUACUGCAAGCUUCCUCAAGAGUAUACAAAAUUCAGACCGUCCAGUGUCCAAGUGUCAGUUUUCAACAAUCGAGCUCGACCAAAAUCAUCGAAAUGUUAAGAAGAUUAGCGUUCCAGGCUUCAACUCAGCGUCGUUCGCUGUUUGGUGCUUCCGCCUCACUCUCAUGGUGUCGUCAACGUUCUUCUUCUCCUGCAUCAACUUCCCAAUCUCCUAACAGUACUUUUGUCGAACACUUGGAGGACAGCGAAGUUAGUCCCACGCCCCCUUCUGCAGCAAUCUCCAUUGACCGAUCUGGCUUAUAUAAUCCUCCUGAGCAUUCACAUGAACCUUCAUCGGAUUCCGAGCUUGUUAAACAUCUUAAAAGCAUUAUAAAGUUCAGAGGCGGGCCCAUCUCAGUUGCCGAAUAUAUGGAGGAAGUCUUGACGAACCCAAAGGCAGGGUUCUAUAUUAAUCGUGAUGUGUUUGGCGCAGAAGGUGAUUUUAUUACCUCUCCUGAAGUAAGCCAGAUGUUUGGAGAGAUGGUUGGUGUCUGGGCGAUGUGUCUUUGGGAGCAAAUGGGGCAACCAAAAAAAAUAAAUCUUGUAGAGCUGGGACCAGGACGAGGAACUCUCUUAGCUGAUCUUCUACGAGGUGCAUCAAAAUUUAGGAACUUCACAGACUCUUUGCACAUACACAUGGUUGAAUGUAGUCCAACUCUAAAGAAACUCCAAUAUCAGAACUUGAAGUGUAUAAACAAGAAUGAUACAGAUGGAGAUGCAGAGGAAAACAUCAUUAGCAGGUUGACUGGGACCAGUGUGUCAUGGUAUGCCACCCUGGAACAGGUUCCAGCAGGAAUACCUACAAUCAUUAUUGCCCAUGAAUUUUACGAUGCGUUACCUGUUCAUCAAUUUCAGGUUUGUUUGUUUACCUCUAUUUUAUCGGUUAAUAAGAUUUGCUAAUCCAUUUUUACCCAA